UCAAGCAAGACAUUUGAGUAUCUAACAUUCAAUUUUACACGAGUAUACCAAACGUUCAAAACUGCUGGUCAUCUCACGUCAAAAACCCCAAAAACAACCCACAAAAACCAAAGAGACCGACCAGCUAACAAGUUCCAUCGCCAGUAAGUUAUGGGGUUGGUCGUUUACUGGUACGAUUUCAUCUGCUUUGGUAUAGUCUUGGCUGCAAUCGUUGCGUCCUUGUGGUUCCUAUUGCGCAGAGAAAGAGGCUGCGUUGACGUUGAAGAUACGACGCACAAUAGCUUCCUACAGUCUAGAUCAGGGUCAGAGAGCCUUGGUUCGGCUCGGUUACGGACGAGCUGCUGGAGAGGGUUACAUCCUGGCUGGCUUCUCUUCACUCGGUCCAUCUCUUUUCUCUCCAUGGCUGCUUUAUUGGCUUGGGACGUCUUGGAAUGGGACGCAAGCAUCUUCGUCUAUUACACUGAAUGGACCUUCAUGCUUGUAAUGAUCUACUUUGCGAUGGGUAUUGUAGCUUCAUUAUAUGGUUGCUUGGAAAAUUACAAAGAGCCAACAUCGGGAGUUUGUGACGAUGCGGUUGGAAACAAGGUCGGAGAUGGUGAAUUCAGGGAAAGAUUAGGGGUUUAUGGUUGUUUCAUGGAGACAAUUUUUCAGGUAAGUGUCAACACACACCCAAGACUGAUUCAUACACGCAUUCAGAGACUAAUAAAUACUGGUGUAUGGUUUUUGUGGCAGACAAGUGCAGGAGCUGUGGUGCUUACAGACGUUGUGUUUUGGCUAGUAAUAGUUCCUUUCCUAUCGAACACCCACCUCGGCUUAAACACGCUGAUGAUUUGCAUGCACACAGCGAAUGCAGGCUUCCUCAUCCUCGACACACUACUAAAUAGCCUCCCGUUCCCUUGGUUUCGAAUGGGAUAUUUUGUGAUAUGGAGUUGUCUCUACAUUGUCUUCCAAUGGAUCAUCCACGCAUGUGGUUUAUUAACUUGGUGGCCAUAUCCAUUCCUCGAGCUUGAUAGGCCAUGGGCUCCACUAUGGUACUUAGGCAUGGCAGUAGUUCACAUCCCCUGCUACGGAGUUUAUGCAGCAAUCGUAACAGCCAAGAACUCAUGCUUCCCCUAUCUAUUCCCAAAUGCAUUUUGUUACUAAUCUAUGCUACUCUUUAUUGUAUAAUUAAAGUUUGAACGUAUGAUUCGCAUCAACUUAGCAAGCAUUAACGAAUCGUGAGAAAAAAAAAAAAAAAAA
Molecule: messenger RNA, 1239 nt
Organism: Brassica oleracea var. oleracea
Lineage: Eukaryota; Viridiplantae; Streptophyta; Magnoliopsida; Brassicales; Brassicaceae
Exons: 7
Coding region: 151-1143 (330 amino acids)
Cellular component (GO): membrane
Source: RefSeq, a predicted model, not a curated record